AUGUCGUCGCGUUUCUUUUACGGCGGUGGUAGCGACAGCGACUCCAGCUCGUCUGACGAGGAGGAGCUUUACAGCGAUCGCGAGGAGGAGGAAAAGUCCGAGGAGGAAGAGUCCAGCGAGGAGGAAGAUGAGACCUCGGAGGAGGAGGAGUCCGACGAGGAAACGGGUGCGAAGAAGUUCUUGAAGGAUGUUGCUUCCGACAGCGAGGAGGAGGAAGAGGAGGAGAAAGUCACGGUUGUCAAGAGUGCCAAGGAUAAGAGAUUGGAUGAGCUUGAGAACACCAUCAAGCUGAUUGAGAACGCCAAGAAGAUCAACGACUGGGCUGUUAUCUCGACAGAGUUCGACAAGCUGAACCGACAGGUUGCAAAGAUCACACAAUCUGGUCCAACUCCCAAGAUUUACAUCAAAACCGUUGCCGACCUUGAGGAUUUCGUGAACGAGACUGUUGCCAAGCAGAAGUCCGGAGAUAAGAAACUGAACGCUAGCCAGGCCAAGGGCUUCAACGCUGCCAAGCAGCGUAUCAAGAAGAAUAACAAGGACUACGCCAACCUGAUCAACAAGUACCGGAAGGACAAGGAGGACUUUAUGGAAAGCGACGAUGAGGAGGCCACCCCCGUUAUUGCUGCUCCCCGCAUCACCAAGUUGGAGCGUAUCGAGGCUCCCGCCGCUGCCAUCGAUGAUGAUGGCUUCGCAACCGUUGGCCGCGGUGGCAAGACUCUGCAGUACACCCCUGAGAGCAUCCUGAAGCACCUCCGUGUGAUCGUCGAGUCGCGAGGAAAGAAGAACACAGACCGCAUGGAGCAGAUUCGGACGAUGGAGAAGCUUCUGGAGGUGGCUCAGACUCCUUAUCAGCGCAUCCGUGUUUACCUUACUCUCAUUUCCACGCGUUUCGACCUCACAUCCACGUCCAGUGCCAACUACAUGGCCGUCGAUCAGUGGAAGUCCGCCGAGCAGGACUUCUCGUCCCUGCUGUCGGUUUUGGAGAACAACCGUGACCACGUUGUGUCCGAAGGUGCCGAAGAAUGGGAAGAUGACGAGAAGCAACCCACCAUCGCCCCCGGCGAGACCCUCUACAUCCCCGGUAGCAUCGUGUCUUUCGCCGAGAGACUCGACGACGAGCUUACUAGAUCCCUGCAACACAUCGACCCCCACACCGCUGAGUACAUUGAGCGUCUGAGUGAUGAGAAGCUGCUGUACACCGAUCUCGUUCGCGCCCAAGCCUACGUCGAAGGUUUGAACGAAGCCGAAAAGACCGAUCCCAGACAGGACAGUGUCAACCGGGUGGUCAUGAGACGAUUGGAGCACGUCUACUUCAAGCCCUCGCAGGUCAUCACAAUCCUUGAAGAUGCCACAUGGAAGGCUCUUCCCUCAGAGCUGGAUUCUAGCAUUACCCCUCGGGCUAGCAGUGGCAACGUCGAGAACCUCGUUUUGUCCCUGUGCAACUAUCUGUUCAAGUACAGCGAUGGUAUCAUCAGAGCCCGCGCGAUGCUGUGCCAGAUUUACUUCCUUGCCCUGCAUGACCAGUACUACCGGUCUCGUGAUCUGAUGCUCAUGUCCCAUCUCACUGAGAACAUUUCCAACUUUGACGUCAGCACUCAGAUUCUCUUCAACCGGACGCUGGUGCAAAUUGGCCUUUGCGCCUUCCGCUCCGGUCUCAUCUACGAAGCUCAGAACACCCUUUCUGAAGUCUGCGGCAGUGGACGUCAAAAGGAGCUCCUGGCCCAGGGUAUCAUUAUGCAGCGCUACUCCACGGUAUCCCCGGAGCAGGAGCGUCUUGAGCGUCAGCGCCAGCUGCCGUUCCACAUGCACAUCAACCUGGAACUGCUCGAGUGCAUCUACCUCACCUCCAGCAUGUUCCUGGAAGUUCCUCUGAUGGCCCAGACUUCCUCUUCUCCCGAGAUGAAGCGCCGUGUCAUUUCCAAGACCUUCCGCCGUAUGUUGGAUUACAAUGAGCGCCAGGUCUUCACUGGUCCUGCGGAGAACACUCGUGACGGCGUGAUUAUGAGCGCCAAGUUCCUUGCCGCUGGUGACUGGAAGAAGGCUGCUGAGAUGCUCAACUCGAUCAAGAUCUGGGAUCUGAUGCCCCAGCCCGACAAGAUCAAGGAGAUGCUUUCCCAGCAGAUCCAGGAGGAGGGCCUGAGAACCUACCUCUUCACCUACGCUCCUUUCUACGACAGCCUCUCCAUCGCCACCCUCUCCAACAUGUUCGAGCUUUCUGAGAAGAAGAUCUCCGCCAUCAUCAGCCGUAUGAUCUCGCACGAAGAGCUGGCAGCUGCUCUGGAUCAGGUCAACAACGCCAUCGUCUUCCGCAAGGGCGUCGAGUUGUCGCGCCUCCAGUCCCAGAUCGUCACGCUGGCCGACAAGUCCAUGAACCUCCUGGAAGCCAACGAGAAGACUCUCGAGCAGCGCACCCAAGGUAUGGCCAACGCCUUCCAGCGCGAUCAGGGCGCCGGCGCCCGUGGUGGCCGUGGAUCCGGACGCGGUGGUCAGGCCCGCGGUGGCCCCAGAUUCCCCGGUGGCCAGCAAGGCCGUCGGCCCGGUGGACAGCAAUUUGGUGGUGGUGCAUUGGGCGGAGCUAUCAAGGCUUAA
Molecule: messenger RNA, 2589 nt
Organism: Aspergillus fischeri NRRL 181
Lineage: Eukaryota; Fungi; Ascomycota; Eurotiomycetes; Eurotiales; Aspergillaceae
Gene: nip1
Product: translation initiation factor eIF3 core subunit c
Exons: 2
Coding region: 1-2589 (862 amino acids)
Biological process (GO): translational initiation
Cellular component (GO): eukaryotic translation initiation factor 3 complex
Molecular function (GO): translation initiation factor activity; translation initiation factor binding; RNA binding
Source: RefSeq, a predicted model, not a curated record